AUGAACCUAGCCUCAAUUCCAUGGGGAUCCAUGAUCCGCGGCAUCCUAGGCCUUGUGCUUCUGUGGCAGGCCACCCAGCUGCUACACUGGUUGUGGUGGCGCCCGCGGCGGUUGGGGCGGGCGCUGCAUGCACAGGGGCUCAGAGGAACUCCGUAUCGCUUCCUCACCGGCGACAUUAUUAAGGCCGGCCAACGAAACAGGGCAUGGUCGAAGCCCAUGUUGCUGGGUUGCCACGACAUUAGUCCCCAUGUCGCUCCGUUCCUCCAUGACGUCCUACGGAAGCAUGGCAAGACGUGUGUGUCGUGGCUUGGCCCGACCCCAAAGGUAACCAUUGUAGACCCUAGCCUAGCCAAGGAGGUGAUGUCCAACAAGUUCGGCCAUUUCGAGAAGCUCAGGUUCCCGGCGCUGUCGAUGUUGCUUGCCAAAGGUGUGGCGGACUACGCGGGCCAGAAAUGGGCCAAGCAUAGGAGGAUCCUCAACCCCGCAUUUCAUCUCGAGAAGCUCAAGCUCAUGCUACCUGCGUUUUCUGCGUGCUGUGAAGAGCUUGUUGGUAAAUGGAUGCGGUCCCUUGACCCUAACAACUCAUGCGAGUUGGAUGUCUAUCCAGAACUUCAGAGCCUCACCGGAGAUGUCAUUUCUCGCAUUGCAUUCGGGAGUAGCUACCUUGAUGGAAGGGAGAUUUUCCAGCUGCAAUCCGAGCAAGCCGAGCGCCUCUUGACCAACCUGAAGAAGAUUAUCAUUCCUGGUUACACAUUCUUGCCUACAAGAAACAAUCGAAGGAUGCAUCAAAUUAACAGAAAGAUUGAAUCCAUUUUGCGUACUCUAACUGAGAAGAGAAUGAAAGCAAUGCAAGAAGGAGAAAGCACCAAAGAUGACUUACUCGGUCUAAUGCUCCAUUCAAGCAUGACUGCCACAAAUGAAAAUAGUCAAUCCAUCCCGGGAAUGACAAUUGAAGAGGUCAUACAGGAAUGCAAGCUAUUUUAUUUUGCAGAAUCAGAGACAACAUCAGUAUUACUCACAUGGACAAUGAUAGUACUAAGUAUGCACCCAGAGUGGCAAUACCGUGCAAGGAACGAGAUCCUUGGCAUAUUUGGGAAGAACAAACCUGAGUACGAGGGCUUUGGUCGACUCAAAACGGUGACCAUGAUUCUAUAUGAGGUUCUUCGGCUAUACCCACCGGCCAUCACAUUCAUUCGAAAGACAUGCAAGGAUAUGAAGAUCGGAGGCAUCGCAUACCCAGCCGGCAUCCUCAUCGAACUACCCGUGUUGUUCAUCCACCACGAUCUUGAAAUUUGGGGCAACGAUGCGCUUGAGUUCAAUCCGGAGAGGUUUGUCGAGGGGAUCUCCAAGGCAUCCAAGGAUGCGGGUGCAUUCCUCCCAUUCGGUUGGGGGCCACGGGUCUGCAUCGGCCAGCAAUUUGCGCUUCUUGAGGCCAAGAUGGCAAUGUGUAUGAGUCUUCAACAUUUUGAGUUCAGCCUUGCACAGGCAUACACUCAUGCACCGCACAAUGUGACAUUUUUGCGUCCGAUGCAUGGUGCUCAAAUUAAGCUCUGCGCGAUUUGA
Molecule: messenger RNA, 1563 nt
Organism: Triticum aestivum (bread wheat)
Lineage: Eukaryota; Viridiplantae; Streptophyta; Magnoliopsida; Poales; Poaceae
Product: cytochrome P450 72A15-like
Exons: 5
Coding region: 1-1563 (520 amino acids)
Molecular function (GO): heme binding; iron ion binding; monooxygenase activity
Source: RefSeq, a predicted model, not a curated record